AUGUCACAGGUACUCUUCGACAGUUUCACCCUCGGGCGCUUCACAUCGUUCACCGAAGAUGGCUGUCCGGACGGUUACAUGCAAAUCCAAGAGGCUAGCCGUCCCCAAGUCGGAGGCUCCUGGUGUGGCACCUCCUGGGGUCCCUCCAUCUACUACAGCGAGACCAAAUCCAUCACCCUCAUCAUCAGACUCCUCCACCUCUCAAAAGACCAAAACAACUACAAUUUCGACUUCAGGAUGGCAUACAAAGUUCUUCGAAGAGAAUUUGCUACAGUACGGUACGGGGGCACGCCGCCAUCAGAGCGCCCUUUCUUCAAGAUGAGGCCGAUACCUAUCCCCUUGAACAUAUCACGCGAAGAUACAAACGUGGCGAGGACAACAAAAACUGCCGAAUAUUACCUCGGGGAUCUGAUAUCCGGGACUUAUUGCUCGCGAAUAUUCAGCGACUGCGACCGUAAAAACUGUAGGUUACAGUCGCCAAAUUUCCCGGGCGUUUACCCGAGGAAUUUGACGUGCUACUACGCGGUUAGACAGCACGAAGUGCCACAAGGGAAGCAUGCCUUGAUUGUGGUGAAGCAGCCGAACGGGCAGCUAGUGUCGAUCAGAAGCCAGAAAGCAUUAUACGCUGCACAGCAAGAGAGAGGGGGAAAUAAUGGUCGCGAAUUAAAAUUUUGGCAGCAAUGCGACGAGGUACAAGACUACGUGACAGUCUACGACGGGUACACGACCAGGGAUCCUGUCGUUUUAAGAUUCUGCGGCGGUGGGGUGUCAGUGCCAGAAGCGAUAUCCAGUGGGCCGGAAUUAUUAGUAGAAUUUACGACAUCACCAUUUGGAACCUUCCUGCAGCCAGCCACGUCGCAAUCUCUCCACGGCUUCCAACUAGAAGUUGAGGUCAGGUUCGUCGAUCAACAGUCGCCUACAUAUGCGAAGAACAAAAGGGCCUGCGAGUUUUGGAUCCGAGGGACGGGCAAGGGUGUGUUGGAGCACCCACAACAUUCCCUGCCUCCGAACACGACGUGUCUUUACCAUAUGCAAGGGAUAGAUACUUCGGGGCCGUCGGGGAGGAACAUAAUAUACAGAAGGCCCUCGUUCUCAGCGCCCAGGUUCAAAGUGUGGUUCUCUGUAUUGAAAUUUUAUGUGACCAACGCUCUCAAUCCGAAUUUGCCUGAGGAUGAGUAUUGUGGCAGCCAUUUGAAUAUAUGGGACGGCCCGAUGAGGAUAUCGCCAGGCUGCAGCGAUAUAUUUUGUGACAAGGAAAGAUCAGUACAAAUGUCUCGAGCCACAUCUCCCCAGUCUGUAAUCGUCGGUCGCCCUCCCACCAACGCAACCCUCGUCGCGAGGUUCUGCAAAGAAAGGGCGCCCAGGACCUGCGAGCAUGCCCUGCUGAGGAAGUCCAGGGCAUGUGCCAGGACCGAAAGCUUCUUGUCAAAGGGAGACUCGCUGACGCUGGAACUGAAGUUGACUCAAGGAACCGCACUCAAGCCAGUAUUCUUCAAAGCCCUCUACGAGUUCGUGGAUCUGCACCAAGAUGGGGAGCCCUGGGGCAGAGGUCCGUGUUCCAGAAAGUUCUCGUCCAGAUCGUUCCCAGAAGCCCCGUCUGAUCCACCCAUCACCUUCUCAUCGCCAAGAGACGUUUUUCUGUAUGGACGAGGUGGUGCAAGGAAUAUCAGCUGUACAUACCGCUUCGAAGCCAACACAGGCGAAGUGGUGCGCCUGCGCAUUUGGGGCGUACGCAGCGGCGGCCGCCUCUGCCGGUCCGUUCACUCGGCGCAUUCCCCGUGGUUCCGAUGUGCCGGCGACCAUACUGCUGCGGUCCGCGUCUUCGACAAGCCGUGGAAGAAUAAUGGCCCGGGUGUGCCUAGAGAUUGCUUGUGCAGUGACACUGGAGAAUACGAGUUCACCUCAACUGGAACAGUGGCGGAACUGAAGUUCGACGUCGUCAACAUGUCUGCCACCGACGACUUUCGGUCGUUCGGCUUCGAAGCUUCUGUGGAAUUCGUCAGGCUGGACACCAUCUGUGAUAGCACCCAUAGGGUGUACGGCUCGAGCGGGGAACUGAGGCUGACCACCAUGGCGCCUGUGUCAGAUGCAGAUCGCUGCGAGCGUCGGCCGUGGCUGAUCGAUCCAUCACCCGGCCACUACCUCUACCUCCAAAUCCGGGGCAGAGUCAUCAAGGAACCAGAGCUCGACAACUUCACCCUCAUCAACAACAUCACGGUGGCACCAGACCUGAGGCACUUGUGCAGGACGCAGAACAGAAUAGCAGUGUACGCUGGAGGGUUGACGCCGGUUUUCAUAUGCCCUGAUCCUCCGGAUGAUCAGAACGACGAGGUAGUGGAAGUGUUCUCGGACGGCUGGCUCAAAGAGGUGGACCCGUUGGCGCGGCAUGUGAUGGCGCCGCCACCGUCCCCGGAUCGCUUCGACCUGGACUGGCCACGUUCGUUGGCGGUCGAGCUCAUACCUUCCGACACUGGCGCCUAUUACAUCACGUGGCUGGAGCUUUCUAGAAGACACCCCAACCCCCGAGGCGGUGUUUUCGCACUUUCUGGUGAGUGCGAAUACCGCUGCGCGUCUCUCGACGCGUGCAUCUCUGCUGAGCUGUGGUGUGACGGCAUAGCACAGUGUCCUCACGGGGAAGAUGAGAGACUGGCGCAGUGCUCAGCGCUGCUAAGAGUACCCGCCCACUACGCCGCUGCGAUGCUGGCGUUUACAAUCCUCACGGCUUUCGCAGUGAUUGCCGUGACGCGAUCCUGCCGCCGCCGGCGCUCAGCGCUACAGCAGCGGCUGAAAAGUCUCUCCUCAGACACCGCCAUCUUCGACGAGAAAGAAGUGAUUUGCUGACCAAGCGAGGACUCCGUGCGAUACGUCGAGAUCGACCGCGUCACGACUGUGUGACCGCGCACGGAGUCUUGUUGCUUGAUAUUGAAAUUGAAUAAAUAUAACUGCACAUCAAGGUGGCAUCUUAAUAUCGUUGUAAUAGGUGCUAUUUUGCAACAAUUUACAGUCUGAUGUGCUGUUGUACUUGGUGGGCUAGUUCUAGUUGAGCUUAGGAAUUGAAUGAUAAGACAUAAUUUUGUUGUGAUGGAAUCAAGCAAGUCAUUGUGACGAGAUGAAAAUUAUCGUUAUGGUCGUGACACUCGAAAAUAUAAGAUAAAAUUGCCGUUUGUAAAAUAAAAUGUAUAACGGACGCUGGAAAGUAACGCAAGAUUUAAAUAAAUAUUUAGCAAAAGCCUUGACCAAAUAUUGCCAACACAAUAUUCAAAAGAGCAUCAAGGUAUAUAUGGACUCAGAUUUAAAAUCAAAACUUGAUUUAAGAGUUCGAGAGAAAAUAUUCAAUAAUGAAAAUUUCCUAACUGAAUAAGAUCAACUUGGUGAUUUUUUUAACCAAAGAUCACAUGGAAAUGAUCAACAUACCUACUGAUAAACAUAAUGUGUAAAAAUUUAAUUCCUGUAAUGAGUAUGAAGUCAAUUGACGAUUGUUUGAAGAGGUGUAAUGAAGUGUUACUAAAGUUCACUCAAAUGUACGAAAUAUGAGUAUUACGGAUAUGAAAAUCCUAGUAGAGAUUCAAUAACUGAUAUAGACUUUUCAAUAAGUAUAAAUAAUGUAAAUAAUAUUAUAAUUGUGAUUAAAGUAGAAGUUAUAGCGUGGAGGUAAUAUAUUUACGGACCAAGUGCAGUCGAUCGGUGGCCAAAUCUCAAAAUAGACUUUCAAUCUCAAAUCUACAUAAAGAUCAAAAUGUUUUGCCGAUUUCAAAAUUAUGCUCAAAUACGCAAGUCACCCAAUUUUUAAGAUAAAAGUUAUACUAAAAAUACU
Messenger RNA from Ostrinia furnacalis (Asian corn borer), 3814 nucleotides. RefSeq names its product low density lipoprotein receptor-related protein-like protein (gene Lrpl). NCBI's taxonomy places the organism in Eukaryota, Metazoa, Arthropoda, Insecta, Lepidoptera, Crambidae. Bases 1 to 2841 code for a protein of 946 amino acids. Gene Ontology annotation, molecular function: protein binding. Gene Ontology annotation, cellular component: plasma membrane. The record is from RefSeq and is a predicted model, not a curated record. The transcript has 12 exons.